Vitis riparia (riverbank grape) is the source of this 824-nucleotide messenger RNA. RefSeq names its product pentatricopeptide repeat-containing protein At1g26460, mitochondrial-like. The transcript is spliced from 3 exons. Bases 19 to 660 code for a protein of 213 amino acids. The record is from RefSeq and is a predicted model, not a curated record. Lineage: Eukaryota; Viridiplantae; Streptophyta; Magnoliopsida; Vitales; Vitaceae.
CAGACAGGAAAUGAAUCUAUGCCUGAUGAUGAGUCAUAUGAAUUGGUUGUUGGUAUGCUGUUUUUGACAGACCAGAUUGAUGCUGCCUUGAGAUAUGUUGAUUUGACUUUGAAAUCUGGUUAUAUGUUGUCAAUGAGGGUUUUUGCUGAGUGUGUGAGAAGUUGUGUUAACAAAGGCAGGCUGGCUGCUUUGGUGUCUAUUAUAGAGAGGUGCAAGACAAUGGAUCAGAAUAAAGCUCUUUCUCCCUCCUGGAACAUGUGCAUCUUCAUUGCAGAUAUUGCGAUGCAAGAGGAUAAUAGCAAGUUAGCUUUUCAUGCCCUGGAAUUCAUGGCCAGAUGGAUUGCUCGGGGUGAGAAUGCAAGGGGUCCUGUUCUACUCUCUGUGGAUGAGGGGCUUGUUGUAUCAGCACUUGGAACUGCUAGUAGGACUUACAGUUGUACUCUUCUAGAUGCAUCAUGGGCGAUCCUACGACGAUCAUUGCGUCAAAAGAAGGCACCUCAACUAGAAUCUUAUCUUGCAAAAAUAUAUGUCGAUGCAGCAUUGGGGAAUUUGCAGAGAGCAUUCAGCACUCUGCAUGAGUUUGAAACCGCUUAUAGGAACUCCCCAAAGAAGCAGAAGAGGAUAUAUUCUCACCUUUUACAUCUUUACAUCCUUUGGUAAUGGCAAGCUCCAAGAAUGGUUUUGAAACUUUGCACACGGUGGGUUGAUUGUUGAAGUGGGAGCUUUGUCACGAUCAAUAGAAAUACUUCAAAAUAAGAGGCUUAACAUCAGAUGAAAGAUGAGAAGAGAAAAGCAGAGAAGUCUAGAUGAUCAAGAUAGUUUAU